This is a messenger RNA of Thyridium curvatum, 1503 nucleotides long. RefSeq lists its product as uncharacterized. The coding region runs from base 1 to 1503 and encodes 500 amino acids. Gene Ontology annotation, molecular function: hydrolase activity. Lineage: Eukaryota; Fungi; Ascomycota; Sordariomycetes; Thyridiales; Thyridiaceae. The record is from RefSeq and is a predicted model, not a curated record. The transcript has a single exon.
AUGAGGCUACCUACAUACUUAGGUAUGCUUUUCAUCAAUUAUCGUAUGAACAGUACAGACCUUGAGGACACAAACCGUACAUAUGGACAGUUCGCAUCCGGAAAGACUUCACCGUUUGUCGGUAAUAACGUGGUGGAGAUCGGCCAUUUUUUAAUUGGCGAUGAUACCCGGCGCAUUUCGCCAGAACUUCUGCCGAUAUCUACCCUGUGGGUCGACCCCAGCGUCCUUCCCCACGAUCCUGUAGCGGGAUCUCGAGUCCUCUUCGCUGGAAACACCCUGUCCAGCUUACGGACCUGGCUUAUCCAGCGAGUACUGCAGUCAAACUUGUCUUACUCUAUCCAUCUUCCUUGGAGCAGGCAAUCCCAGUCCUUUCCCCGUCGGUUGGAGGCAUCUUCGCUUCCGCGAGCUGGGUACGCCGAGAUGCCGAGCCACGAUGUCGUUCGUCUCACCUUGCUCGAGAGGCUGCAGCUGCUGUACCUUGUUCCCAAAGCAGCCACGGCCGUCGCGGUCGAGUUCUGUCGGCGGACCCUCGUCUCCAUCCUCCAUGGCAAGCUGUUCGAUCUUCGCCAGCACAAGCGCAACUAUGCCGCCAGCGUGAUGCUCCUCAUGACAGGCAUACCGCCGCGACACCUUCGCUGGCUGAGGCCGCUGACCACUGGUGACGUUGUGAAGAGCUACUGCGCCACCAACAGGAUAUCCCACGAGGCGGUGACGCUACCUGAUACCGACGGUCUUGCACCCCCGGCCACGCUUCACUUCGUCGGAUCAAAGUCGACGGACUCGGAAGGCGAUGUAUUCGUGUGGUUCCACGGCGGCGGAUAUAUCGCGCCAUUGCAAGGAUGUGGCACCGCCAGUCGCGCGGCAAAGGCGUGCAAUGGAAAGCUCGUCAUCUUAGAGUACCAGCUCGCCCCAGAGAACAAGUACCCGGGCCAACUGGCGCAAGCCAACGCUGCCCUCAGAUUCCUGCUGCGCUACCGGAGGAUGGGACAAAUUGUGAUCGGUGGCGAGUCUGGCGGCGGAAACCUCUUGCUCGCGUUGCUGGCACACCUUCAGAGCCCGAAACCUGGCCUGACGGCUGUCACUGCCGAGGGAAACCUUCGCGGCCUUUUAGCCGUCAGCCCCAGGACGAGAAACCAAGCAGUCACUGCGAGCUACGACACCAACAAAUGGAAGGAUUGUCUAGGCCGGAGGAGCUUGCGUGUGAUCACGGGACACUGGCAGCCAAAAGAUGAUGUAUGGGCGGGCCCGGACACCGCCGAAGUGAGCUUCUGGGAUGGCCUGAGGGCAGACAAGAUCAUCUUCAUCGCGGGAGGGGAUGAGGUAUAUCGAGAUGAUGUCGUAGAUACUGCCGGCACAAUUACGCAAGCUGUCGGCGCGGAUCGGGUACAGCUCGUGAUUUGCCCUGGGGAGAUGCACGUGCAGGCAUCCCUGGACUUGGCUAUGGGCAUCGAGGAUGGGCUGACGCUCAAGGCCAUUGUAGAUUGCCUAGCGACGUUACCUUGA